Solanum lycopersicum (tomato) is the source of this 2495-nucleotide messenger RNA. Its product is annotated as nudix hydrolase 2-like. The record is from RefSeq and is a predicted model, not a curated record. Gene Ontology annotation, molecular function: ADP-ribose diphosphatase activity; NADH pyrophosphatase activity; NAD binding. NCBI's taxonomy places the organism in Eukaryota, Viridiplantae, Streptophyta, Magnoliopsida, Solanales, Solanaceae.
UUAGGUUUGAUUUGGGUUUUAAUUUGAAAAAGUAACAAUAUAAGACAAGGUUGAGAUUUGAAAACAUUCAUAAGGUAGUUUUUUUUUUUAAAAAAAUAUUGUUCAUCCAUAAAAAUAAUACGUUUAAAUUUAUGAAAAUAAUUUAAGAUUAAUUAUGUGAGUUAAAUUGAUAUUGCAAUGUAAUGAUAUUGAAAUAAAUCCAUAAAAGGAAAGAUAAAUGAAUAUUAAAACAAUAGUAAUUGAAUUGUGUAUUGAAAUCCUGCACUUUUGAACCAAAAACUCGUAUAUUUUAUUUAAAAUCUAUGCAUAUUUUUAAAAAAAUUAAGCUUUUUUGGGCACAUUCUAAGUUUGUUAAUAUUUCUUCACCUAUUAAGAUAAUGUGAUUUCCCAUUGAUGAUGAAUUAGUAGGGUCGUAAUACCAUAUAGUUGUACAGAAAAAAAUUUGUAGGCCAUUGGGGGCUUACCUAGAGAUAGUCGAAGAGGUUCAUCCAAACUUUUUUGGUGAAAAAUUAUAUUAUAUAUAAGAUACUUUAAAAAAAUUUAUGUCUAUAUUGAUUUUGAACUUCAUAAUAUAAGAUUAGAUGUUGUUUUAGUAAUUAAGGUUAUAACACUCACCUCAAGCAAUGACGUAGUUACAUGGUUGUCAACGUGUCCAAUUGGACAACCUUUCUAGGAAAAAAAAUGUUGUAUGUGUUGAAGAAGAAGGAAGGUGACGAUUGAAACAUACAUGUCAAAAGGAACAGGUCCAACAAAGGCGACUAGAGAGUUUACAACAUUGUUGUAGAAUUAGAGUUGCACUAGGAUUAGACUACUCAUGUUAUUAGGAUUAUAUUACGACUAGGAUUAGAUUACGAUUAGGAUUAAUAUAAUACAACUAAGUAAACUCGUUAGUCAGCUUCGUUGGACAUGUUACAUGUUCCAAUCUUCAGCUUCCUUCUUCAUCAACAUUUGUUGUAGACACGUCAGUCAGCUGCGUUGGACCUGUUCGUUUGAUAUGUUCGAAUCAUCAGCUUCCUUCUUCUUUAACAGUAUAUAUAAGUAAAAUAAUACACAAAAUAAUUAAAUAACAUAAUUUGGACACCCUUAACUCAACAAGCAGUAAUUUAGAUGUUUGAAUUAAAAUUAUGCUCACGUGUUUAAAUCUCACUAGUUCUACUUUUCUUCAAAUCCCCUUAAUUAAAUUUCUGUAUCCGCCACUGUAGGCCAUUAGCCUGACAACCUCAUGUAAAGUGGCCCCCAUCAUCACGUAUAACCUAGAAGAAGAAAUCAACAAAUUUGAGUUAUGGUCUAAAUGGACCCAAUUACACGCCACCACACCAAUUACACACUACCUUCUCAAAGGACCCUAUUGAAAACUACUUGUCCCCAUGCAUCACUUUAUAUUAUAUAUAUAUAUAUUCACUACCUGUCUACUUUCAUUCAUCACACAUUCUUUUAAUUCAUAGCUUAAUUACCUUCAUUCAUUUCUCAAAUUCUAUUAAUUCAUUCAUUUAACCUAAUUGAUCAUAUAAUUAAUAUCCAUCUUUAUGGAGAAAAUGUUGGUCCAAAUCAAUGGUGUUACUAAGAUUCAUGAGCUUCUUCCGGCGAUUAACGAUGAACAUGGAGGUGUUACUGUAAAAGUUGAGACUCCAAUGGAACCUAAUGUCUUUCAUUACAUGCUUAAACAUUCGAUAACAGAGUGGAAGAUGCAGGGAAAGAAGGGUGUAUGGAUUAAAAUCCCUAUUGAACUUGCAAAUUUAGUUGAGAUUGUAGUAAAGGAAGGGUUUUGGUAUCAUCAUGCAGAACCUGAUUACUUGAUGCUUGUGCAUUGGAUUGCUGAUAGUGAGAGUACUAUACCUGCAAAUGCCUCACACAAAGUCAGCAUUGGUGCUAUUGUACUCAAUCACAAAAGAGAGUUGCUUGUUGUGCAAGAGAAUAUUGGCAGAUUAAAAGGAAGUGGUAUCUGGAAGAUCCCUACUGGUACUCUUGAGGAGGGUGAGAGUAUAUUUGAAGGUGCAAUAAGGGAGCUAAAAGAAGAAACUGGAAUUGACACAGAAUUUAUGGAAGUGCUUGCAUUCAGGCAAAUACCCAAAUCAUUUUUUAACAAGUCAGACUUAUUCUUCCUUUGCAUGAUGCGUCCAUUAUCAUUUCACAUCCAAAAGCAAGACUUAGAAAUUGAGGCCGCUCAGUGGAUGGCAUUUGAAGAAUAUGCUAAUCAACCUUUAAUUCAAAAAGAUGGUCUUUCAAAGUACAUUAGAGAUUUAUGUUUAGCAAAAUCAGAAGGUGAUUAUCAAGGAUUUACUCCAAUGACAAUAACAUCAUCAGUCAUUGAUGAUCAUAUUAGUUCCCUUUAUUUUCUUAAGGAUGCUCUUCACCAGGAUUAAUAAUUACUUACUUCUAUUUUACCUAAUUUGUUACAAGUACUAAUUAUUUGAUUAUUCUUUUUCAAUUGCCUAUACUCCAAAAUAAAGUUUACGUUGUAUCCAAAACAAUUAUUUAUGUAUGUAUCUUUCCAU